GGGUCUAUCUCGGCGUACAGAGACCAAGCUGGAGAGGACAGCAUCCAGAGGACAGCAGGAAGCAGACAACAUCCAGAGGACAGGAUGCAGACGGUGGAGCAGCAAUGACGUAGAUAACAAAAGGACGCGGAGCAAGAGGAUGCCGCAGAAGAAGAUCUUCCUGGUGUUCAUGGUCGUCGCCAUGGUGACUCUGCUGCUGCACGGCGGCGGCCAUUGGAGCCGGACCACGCAGGAUCUCCACAGCAACUGUCCUGCCCCGUGUUCCCACUGUGCUGCAACCCUGAAGGCAAAGCACACCAACGUGGCGUUCUUGAAGACCCACAAGACGGCCAGCACCACAGUGCAGAACCUUUUAUUCCGCUUCGCAGAGCGCAACAACCUGACGGUGGCACUUCCCAGGCAGGCCUGCAGCCACCAGUUCUGCUACCCGCGUUCCUUCAGCGCUCACUUUGUGCACCCGCACACACUGCCGCCCAACAUCAUUAGCAGCCACAUGCGGUUCAAGGAGGCGGAGGUGCGCCGCCUUAUGCCCAACAACACCGUCUACGUCACUAUCCUGAGAGAACCAGCGUCCAUGUUCGAGUCCUUGUUCAGCUACUACAGCCAGUACUGCCAGAGCUUCAAGGUCGCCAACGAAUCGCUGGAUGUUUUCUUGGCGCAGCCUUGGCGCUACUACCGCCCACAAGACAAGCACUCCAUGUAUGCCCGCAACACGCUAACGUUUGACUUGGGUGGUGACAAGGACCGUGCUGCUACCGAUGUGGCGUAUGCGCGGUUCUUGGUGGGUGAAGUGGAGCGUGUCUUCUCCUUGGUGAUGAUCGCAGAGCAUUUUGACGAGUCUCUGGUUCUGCUGCGCCACCUCCUCUCCUGGGAUCUGGACGAUGUCGCGUACGUGAAACUCAACAUGCGCACACCCGGCUCCAAGCACCAGCUGACUCCGGGACUCUCCGCUAAAAUCCGGGCGUGGAAUUGGUUAGACGCACGCCUCUAUGACCACUUCAACGCAUCACUGUGGCGCCAGCUGGCAGCUCUGGGUCCGGCCUGUGUGGAGCAAGAGGUGCGCCUCCUACGUGACGCCCAGGAGAGGCUGCUGCGACGGUGUUUUGGUGGGCGCCAGCCUCUCUUUCGCCCUGCGGCGCAGAUUGAGUACAAGGAGUUACGGCCCUGGCAGCCCAGUUCCAAAGUGGAGAUCGUGGGCUACGAUCUUCCUGCAAACGUGAGCCAUGGGUUGUCCGGCUGGGCCCAGGAACCCUGCCUGAAGCUAAUCAUGCCUGAGGUACAGUACACCAGGGUUCUGCUCCGCUCGCAAUCUAUUCGCUACCGUCAGAACCGCCAACCGUGACAUCUGCUGUAGUCGGUAUACAGCAGCCACGUGCAAGCUGCUGCUCCGGGAUUGACCACCAGCAGUACGAUGCCAUGCCGUGCAGAUGGUGAGGACUCUCCUCAGGGAGCUCUAUGUGAGUCCUCCCAUCUUAUGUUCGGUGUCCAGCUCCCUUUUACUUAAACGCACAAAGACAUCGGCUGACACACUUUAAGACAUCACAGGGAUCACGUCCAAUCCUGAAUACCCUGAUGACCCAGCAUAUUGAACACGGAAGCAAAUAAGAGGACACUGGGAACACGGGACGAACAUACGAGUGUGCGUUCACUGCAUCACCAUGACAACCAGUGUGAAACAUGAGCAUUAUUUACUUUAUUUAAACUUUAUUCUUUGAAGGACACUCAUUGUACACAGUUGACAAAAAGUAUGACUAUUUGUAUGUGUGAGAGAGAGAUGACUCGUUAUGAUGAUAACUUGUGUAUUGGCAUUAUUUCUAUCUUUCCUCCUGGUCACAUGAUUUAUUCUCACGUGUCUGAAAAGGGCGGGGCCUGAGAGAGGCAGGCCCUCAGAAACAAUCAGAACUGAUAACAAAUGAAAUAAAGUUAAAUCAUAAAUCAUUGUUCCAAGUCGGAACGAUAUGAUAUGUGUAAGUGUAGGAGGUUUAUUUGUUCAUAGAAUGCACACAGAACAAUAAACAACUCCAUAUCUGUCUCCUUUCUUCCUCCUAACAAGUACUCAGUGUCCAACUACUCAAAGCCAUUAUUGGUUAUGAUCUGUCUGAGAGGAUUCAGGGCUAAUCAUACAAUAAAAAGCAAUAUUAUAUAGUCACACCAGGAGGUGCUCGGACUUUUACAACAAAGUAUCAGAAUUUUUCCCGGAGAAGGAAAGGCUACACAUACGUCAUAUACAAAUAAAAGGUAAGCACACAAACGUUUUAAAUGUAUUUUUUUAAUAAAUUAUUUGGUGUAAUGAGAAAUCUGUAUUAACAUUUUUUUAAUAAUCCAAAGGAGUCAGUGCCUCACCAGCCAUGAACGUCACCGCACAUCAAGCCUGGUCCCUGAACGUUACAGUAACAUUACUGACACCAAGUGACCAGUGUUAAAUACUACAUAGCUUCAAAAUGUAUAGGUUUAAUUUUAUUUUAUAACUUUAUUUUACUUUGUAUAUAAACCUCAUUGUGUCACUCAAUUGCACUUUGAAAUUGCUAAAAUGUAAAAUGCAAUAAAAAAAUAACAUUUAUUAUUAUUAUUUAUUAGCCUCCUUCUGGGCUCCUCUGCCUCUCUCUAGUGGACAGAGACAGCAUUGCAGCGCCACCUAUCUAUUUUCUAUACCACUUUAAAGUCUUUGCUCAGACGCAAUGCAAUAUGGGAAAAGUUUAAAAUAGUUGUUUUUUUUAUUUUAAACCCAAAUUGGUACUUGUUUGUAUAUUUAUUAAGUAUACAUUUUGAGUGUUAAGUUGCUGUGUGAUGAGUUUAGUGUUAUUUGUGAGAUGCAACAGUGAGUCAGAACGCACAGAAAAGUUCAUGUCUCACAUGAGGAUUGUGGAUGAUGGGAAAAAUUCCUCAAAAAGUCUUUUAACGCCUUCUUAAAAAAACGUAUCAUUGGUAAAUUGAUCCAGACAGAAGGCGAUAUCCAUAAUACAGUAAUCCUCCCAUAGUACAAUGGUAAACUAUAGUACUGUAAACACCUGUUUUCAUUGUUUUGAUUUGUGUUUUGAAUUUGAACUGUGCAGUAUUUGUUCGCAUUUUGAAGCAUACACGACAGCCAUCUUUAAUAUUUAUCAUAUUUAAGUGUCAUCGUGUUGUGUGUGAUUAAACAAAACAAAUCAAAACAAAACAACCUUGACACUAAAAGUCUGCGGCGCCCUCCAGUGGUCUCAGCGGGGAGCACACACCCCUUCACCUGCGUGGACCAGGACCGCGAUGGACGCAACGGUCCAGAAAUAGCACGAUGCGUGCGUCAAAGUCCACUUCCGGUGGAAUGAUGCGGCAAAGAGCGUUCCCAUGGCCACGUCUGAGAGCUAAGAGUGAUUUUAUGUGCAGUUUGCUAAAUGUUGUU
Messenger RNA from Doryrhamphus excisus (bluestripe pipefish), 3379 nucleotides. The record is from RefSeq and is a predicted model, not a curated record. Lineage: Eukaryota; Metazoa; Chordata; Actinopteri; Syngnathiformes; Syngnathidae.